CAGCAGCAACAGCAGCAGCAACAGCGUAAGCCACCUCAGCAGCAGUACAACAACAGCUCGCAGCAGCAAGUGCGUCGCAAGUACUCCUCCGAGUACAACCACCAGCAGCACCAGCAGCAGAAUCAUCACCACCAUCAGGGCAGCAACGACACUGCCAUACAAACCACCAAGACAAUGUCGUGGACAAACUCCGCCCAGCACAAGAAGUCCACGCAGUCGGUGGCGGUCACAGCCUCGCCCAACACUGUAAACAAUGGGGCAACUGUUGCUGCGGGUGCUGCUGCAAGUGGAACAACUGCAACAUCCACUGGUGGCGGCUUCAAUAAGCAGUCUAGCGCCGUUGGCGGAGGCAUCUAUAGUCAUCCCACCAAGACUUACACAAACCAGCAGCACUACCAGCAACAGCAGCAGCACUAUCAGGCCAACUACAGCAACAACAACAGCAACAGCAACAACAGUAGCAGCAGCACUGGCAACAACAGCCAGACACAGGUGCGCACAUAUGGCACGAUGAAGGUGCCCUCAUCGCCUGUUGCAAGCUCAGCGCCAUCGCUGGAACGCAAGAUUAGUGGCCAGCAGCAGCAACAGCAGCAGCAACAGCAACAGCCACAGCUGAGCAACAGCAAUUCAACAACAGCAACUACCUCAACGGCUAGCAUCACUGCGACACCGCAACAGUUUCAACAACAGACGUCCACUGAAAGUCAGUCCAACAGCACAAGCUAUGCAACAGUACCGCCGCAGCAACAGCAACAGCAACAACAACAACAACAACAACAACAACAACAACAACAACAACAACAACAGCAGCAGCAGCAGCAGCAACAACAUGGCCAAUAUGCCCCAGCUGGUAAGGCCCAUGCGAGCUAUGGAGUCAAGUCAAGAAACAUCACUCAAAACUCGAGCACAGAUGUCUCCUUUAGCGCAGCUGCAACUUCUGCAGAUGUGCAGCCGGCGCUGAACUUGGCACCACCCGCACCGCCUGCUUCGCAGAGCUCCAGCAGCGCUGACAGCGGCCAGCCGUCUUGGGCCAGUCUCUUCUCCAGCAAGAAGCCCGUGGCCAAAGUGGCGCCCUACGAUGGCAACAAGCAACAGCAGCAACAGCAACAGCAGCAGCAGCAACCACAGCCGCAGCAGUCGUCGCAGAUGCAACUGGUGCCACCACAGUCACAAGCAGCACCACAGCAAUUGGCUGCGCCACAGCAGCAAGUGGCCUUUGCGUCGCCUACGCAGAACCUGCCAAACGUUCAUCAUCAGUUGCAGUCGCCAACGCCGGUGCCGGCGCCAACUGGCCCGCUUAUCACACCCGGCGCACUCUCCUAUUCGGCGGCCUCGGCACAGGCAGUGCCAACCGCUGUGGCCCCACCCGCCUCGGCAGCUGUGAAACCGCUGAAAGCGGAGCCAGCGCGCGCAGCCCAACUCGACGAGUGGACGAACAAAUACGCCGACUUCUUGAUACGUUACAAAACCAACCUGACGCCCAUUAGCUUGCGGCCGCGCGGCCUGACUAACCGAUCUAAUUACUGCUACAUUAACUCGAUUCUGCAGGCACUGCUCGGCUGCUCGCCCUUCUAUAAUCUGCUGCGGUCCAUACCCAAGCAGGCGGCGGUGAUGAGCGAGGUCAAGACUCCCACUGUGAACGCCAUGAUGUCUUAUAUGAGCAACUUUUCGUCGCUGCCGAGCGGCACUCGCCUGCGCCUGAACAACAAAGCUGCUCAGAUCAAGGGCAAGGAUGAAUUUGCCGGUGUUGAUCUGCAGUGCGAUUUGGCAUUUGAGCCCACGGAAAUCUACAAACUGUGGAACGACAGCCGCGAGGAGCACGUGGAGGGCAGGCAGGAGGAUGCUGAAGAGUUCUUGGGCUACGUUCUCAACAAGCUGAACGAUGAGAUGCUCGAGAUUAUCAAGCUGAUUGCCAAGCCAAAUGCCCAGCAGAAUGGUGUGGAGCAAGAACAGGAGAUCGAGGAUGGAGGCGACGAUUGGCAGAUGAUUUGCAACAAUCGCAAUAAGGGCAGCAUUACACGCCAAACUGAUUUCGGACGCACUCCGCUGAGCGAUAUCUUCCGCGGGGAGUUACGUUCGCGACUUCAGCGUGAAGGCGAACACUCCACAGAUGUUAUACAGCCCUUCUUUACGCUCCAAUUGAACAUUGAGAAAGCGGCGUCGGUGAAGGAGGCUUUGGAGAUACUCGUGGGUCGUGAUCAGCUAGAGGGCGUCACUGGCAGCAAGAGCAAACAAGAAGUGGUUGCCUGGCAGCAAAUGACGGUGGAAAAGUUGCCCAUCGUUUUGAUAUUGCAUUUAAAAUACUUUGACUACAGAUCCGAUGGCUGCACAAAAAUACUGAAGAAGGUCGAGUUCCCAGUGGAGCUCAAAAUCGAUGCCAAAAUACUCGGCUCGAAGAAGACGUCACAGAAGCAGCGCACCUAUCGUCUGUUUGCUGUGGUCUAUCACGAUGGCAAAGAGGCUUCAAAGGGCCAUUACAUAACGGAUGUAUUUCAUACCGGGUAUAACAACUGGCUGCGCUACGAUGACAGCUCGGUGAAGCCGAUCGGAGAGAAGCAAGUGCUGCAACCGCACACGCCGCGUGUGCCUUACCUACUCUACUAUCGCCGCUUCGAUACCCUGCCUCCUGUGCAGGCUAGCAAUGGCGGUGGUGCUGGCAGCACAGUAGGCGCCACCAACUCCCACGCACAUGCCCAUGCCUCAGCCAAUCCCGCGUCCACAGCAGCCGCUAACUCAGCGAAUAAUAAAUGAAACUAAGUUGUCAAAAUAAUGGCAUAUUCGGUCUGAGGGAUUGCCAGUUUUUGGUUUUUAUGCAUAUACAAACAGAUGAACGGUUAUAUUAUAUUUAAAUGCCUAUGUUUAAGCCCAAAGUCCAAAGCGCAUGUAUGUGUGAAUGGUAGUUGUAUUUGUGUGGUGAAUGCGUGUGUGUGUGUGUGUGCGUGUGUGUCGUCUAAGUUUAAUAAAUAACACACAACUCUUAGUUGGUAAGCUUUAGCCCUAAUCCUAAGUUGAUAACAGUUUAGUUGUGCAACAAAGCAAAACAAAAGCCAACAGCAGGUCGUUGUGACGAUACCUUUGUACAAAACUUAGCGUUUGGGAUGGCUACAGAAACAGCGAGCAAAUUAUAUUCAUAUAGACUAUAUAGUAAGUCUCUUAGAUUCAAACCAGCCAAUAUCUGUAAAUCCUGUGUGCCCCUCAAUCCUAUCUGAAUGGCACAAAACUCAGAUGCGUGCAUACGUAGUUGUAGUAGACCUCUUCAAUAUGACAAACGUUUAGAGCUCUAUAUGUACAUAGAUUCGUAGUAUACAUAUAUGAUAUGAUAUAUUAUAUACAAAUUAAGAUGUAGAAUUUACUUGCAGUAAUUGUUUAUAGCAUGCAGAAUGCAUUUAGGCGACAGAGAAUACAAUCAGCCGUGCAUCAGGUUAAAAACAAUAAUCUUAUAUUGAAAUGCUUUGAAUAUGCUUUAAAACCAACAAACAAAAAACAAACAUCUUUUGUAUACAAUACAAGACAUGAAAAUACAUGAAUAAAUAGCAUUAUUUCGUGUGUAAGUUGAGAAUAUGUGAAU
Molecule: messenger RNA, 3568 nt
Organism: Drosophila navojoa
Lineage: Eukaryota; Metazoa; Arthropoda; Insecta; Diptera; Drosophilidae
Gene: Usp10
Product: ubiquitin specific protease 10
Biological process (GO): DNA damage response, signal transduction by p53 class mediator; regulation of autophagy; protein deubiquitination
Cellular component (GO): cytosol; nucleus
Molecular function (GO): cysteine-type deubiquitinase activity
Source: RefSeq, a predicted model, not a curated record